AUGCCUCUAUUCAGCUUCAGCUCUCUGUCAGAGCAGAAAAUCAGGCACGCGCUCUCCCUGGAGCCCUUGGGGCCCUAUAACAGUGAGCUCCUUGACCUCUCGAUAUUGACGUUUGAGCCACGCAAGAUGGAGACAGUGUGUGAUGUAUUGGAGAAGAAGCUCAUCAAAAUCCUUCUUCAGGCCCACAAGCUGCUGUUUCCCAAAGUUGACCAUCUCACCCGGUCGAGGUCGCUUUCGACGAAAAACUCCCACUCCUUCGCCCCUCCCCAGCGGUCACACACGUUUUCUCCACAAAAAAGGCAGAACGAGUUUGUCUCUCAGCUUGUAACUCUCAAGUGCCUCACCGUUAUUGUCUACUUGUGCCAGUGGGGCUCUGGAAGCUUCAUGAACUGGCUCAAACUCAAGUACACGCUGAUAGUGCAGCCAUUGGCGACUUUGGCGUUUCUGCCCACGUAUGCGCUGGCCAUCUACGCUAAGGUGGAUGCGGUGGUGCGUUUUUGCGAGGAUGACGAUGCUCUCAGGGUCUCAAGAGACUCUUUGGACAAUAUGAGGCUCGAGAUGAGAUUUGGCGGGUCCGAGAGACUUGCAGCAAGAUCGCUAGACGGUACUGGCCAACCCCCUUUGGUGAAAUUGUCGCCCAAGCAAUUUUGA
Molecule: messenger RNA, 651 nt
Organism: Candidozyma auris
Lineage: Eukaryota; Fungi; Ascomycota; Pichiomycetes; Serinales; Metschnikowiaceae
Exons: 2
Coding region: 1-651 (216 amino acids)
Source: RefSeq, a predicted model, not a curated record